Molecule: messenger RNA, 1199 nt
Organism: Chenopodium quinoa (quinoa)
Lineage: Eukaryota; Viridiplantae; Streptophyta; Magnoliopsida; Caryophyllales; Amaranthaceae
Product: 50S ribosomal protein L12, chloroplastic-like
Exons: 2
Coding region: 248-817 (189 amino acids)
Biological process (GO): translation
Cellular component (GO): ribosome
Molecular function (GO): structural constituent of ribosome
Source: RefSeq, a predicted model, not a curated record
UUACUGAGUACUUGCUCAAAGUAAACUACGGAGUAAUAGGAUAUUGGGGCAUUUUCACGGGCACUCUCCUACUUUCUCUCCUCCAUUGAAGCGUACUCUGAAUUCUCCGUUAAAGCGGCUAGUGAGCUUCCUCUCCUCCAUUGAAGCAGCUUCUCUUAGGUUAGAUCAGCUGUGUUUGUACUUCCAAAGAGGCAGCUUUUUUUAUUGUGAAGAUUUUUUCUUGCGUUCCCUAAAUCUCUGGUGGAAUAUGCAUUUCAUUAAGCAUUUAAGAAACUUACAUGUAAGGUCUAUGUUUGAAAAAAAGUAUAUCUUAUCUCAAGCUCGCUGUCUGCAAACUGACGUAGCUCAGAAGACCAAGCCUAAAAAGUACAAAUAUCCCUCAGUCUACGACCCAUAUGGAUCAAGACCAGCACCAUCGGAAAAAGUCAAUCAGUUAGCAGAGCAAAUUAUUACCCUAACGGCUGAAGAACGAGCUCAAAUUGGUCCAGCACUCAGAGAGAUACUCAAACAUCCUAAAUUGGAGAAGAUUUCAACAGAAGGCUUAGACUUGGGUGCUGCAGCUGCUGGAACCAACACUCAGGCUGAGGAGAAAAAGGAAGAAAAAACUGCAUUUGACGUGAAGUUGGAGAAGUUUGAUGCUACUUCCAAACUUAAGGUGAUCAAGGAAGUCAGGGCGUUGACCAGUCUAGGACUGAAGGAAGCCAAAGAGCUUGUGGAAAAGGCACCGGUAGUACUUAAACAGGGGCUCACAAAAGAAGAGGCAGAAGGCAUAAUUGAGAAAAUAAAGGCUGCUGGAGGAGCUGCAAUAAUGGAGUGAAACAGAACAAAGACAGAAAGAAAAACCCAUUAAAAAAAUGGAUAGGUUUCAGGAGCUUCUGGUGUUUUUUACGCUUCUAAUAGACAGCAAUUGUUCCGGCUACUACGAGAAAUGAAGAGAUUAGUAGUUUGGCAUAUUUUUCGUUGGGACUUAAUGGUGUUGGUUAGUUGUGCUGUAGUCCAAUGUGCUUGUAACUGGGAUUUUCUUCUAAGUUCUGAAUAUUAUUGAUAUUUUUGGUCCAACGAGUCCUGACUUUAACAAUAAGAAUUAAGAACUAGGAAGAAAAUAUCAAAUCAGUACCCUUGAGAACAGGUUUGGCACUUCUUAGUUUUUUGGUCCAACAAGUGCUCCAAUAUUAUUCUUGUUUUAUCUUUGUUCUGUA